Papaver somniferum (opium poppy) is the source of this 2353-nucleotide messenger RNA. RefSeq names its product putative F-box/FBD/LRR-repeat protein At1g78760. NCBI's taxonomy places the organism in Eukaryota, Viridiplantae, Streptophyta, Magnoliopsida, Ranunculales, Papaveraceae. The record is from RefSeq and is a predicted model, not a curated record. The transcript is spliced from 4 exons. Bases 568 to 2082 code for a protein of 504 amino acids. Gene Ontology annotation, molecular function: protein binding.
GAACCUCUCCUCUCUUUCCUGGCUUAUCUUCUCGACCUAAUCCUCUUGUUCUUCUAAUUAUUCUUAACCUAAUUCAACCCUUGAGAUGUUGUGCGAAUCUAUUGUAGCCUAAUCUCUGCAGGUACACACCCCUAAGCAAUCUGGUACGGUUAUUAGCAAUAAUGCCGCCCUCGAGGCUUGUCGAGGGACCAAAGGUAUCAACCAGGUGGUGUAGGCUCUGGCUCCUAUCUAAGACCGAGCCCCAGGCUUAACCAGUUUUGUUACAAUUUUGUACUCAACCACUGCACACUACCUUUUUACCGAAAAACAAUCGAAAAUGAAACCAGUGUACUGAGGUUUUUCCCUUUACCCCAAAGCACAAAUCCUUCAAUUCAGAUUCCGGUCAGGCUCAGGUUUAGGUUUCAUUCUCUCUCUCUCAGUCUCUUCAACUAUUCAAUUUCGAUUUUCACAUAAAAUUUGAAAACCCUAACUUAGGGUUUCUCUAUAAUCAUCAUUUCACAUUCAAAUUUCUUCAUCAGGGCAUAAAAUCGAGUCAAUAUUAUCGAUUCUUUACUGCCCUAAUUCAAAAUGAACAGUGGGGAAAACUCAAGUUGUUCUGUAAAUGAAGAUAGAAUCAGCAAUUUACCAGAUGCCUUAAUUCAUGAAAUCCUAGCUUUCAUAGAUAUGAAAUAUGUUGUUAAGACUUGUGUUUUGUCUAAAAGAUGGAGAUAUAUCUGGACUUCUCUCCCAAAACUACGCUUCGUCUUCUACGAAGAAACAGACGAAGAGGAAGAGGAACAGGAUGAGGAAGAUAUUGAUUCGGACCUGGUUCAAAUGCGCUUUGUAAAUCUUGUCAACAAGGUACUCAGUCUUCAUGACAACUCUGAUAUACAUACGUUUUAUCUUGAUGCUUACCGAAAUUGGGAGAUUACACUUAGUGAUAUGUAUAGAUGGAUCGCCACUGUUGUCAGCCAUAAUGUUCAGGAGUUAUCUAUUGAUAAAGGCAUUGACAAAGAUUUUGAGAUUCCUGCUUGUUUAUGUGCUUGUAAAUCGUUGACAAAGCUGGAGCUGAGAUUGGAGAAUGGUUCGGAUUUGGACCACAAGGUUAUUCUACCUAGUGCAGUGAGUUUACCUCGGCUUAAAUCAUUGAGACUGAACUUCGGAGGAUUCUGGUUUGAUGAUGAAAAAUUAACAAAUAAGUUCUUUUCAAGUUUACCUACCUUAGAGUCGCUGGUAAUAAGACAGGGUGGACUUAAUAACAUGAACCUCAAUAUGUCUUUCCCUAACCUUACAUAUUUUGAAUUUUAUCAUCCAGUUGACCAGAGUAAUAAUGUUGAGGUCAAGCUGUAUGUUCCAAGUCUUACAUCCAUCAUUUUAAAAGGUUACAUGCCAGCAAUUUUCUUUCUAGAGGAUCUUUCAUCUUCAGUCAGUGCUGAUAUGCACAUAUGGAUUAAGAGAAAAAAUAAUGGGAAAGGGGUAUUUUUAGAGAUUCAUGCAGAGAGGAAAGAAAGUUAUACACAGCUUGUGUUGAGAUUUUUGAGAGGGCUUCAUAACGCUCGCGUCUUAAAAUUAAACAGUUCCUUCUUUGAGGCAUUAGGUGGAUCUCCUGAUAUAUUGAAGAGUCGGAAACUUCAGUUCCGUUAUCUAAAACUUUUGAAGCUCUCGGUGGGCCUCUCAAGGGACUCCAUGCGCACAAUAUUUUACAUGUUAAAGAUUUCUCCUAAUAUAGAGUCUCUCUACAUGAGAUUAGGACCAGAGGAUUCCCUCGAUAUUUCAGUGCAUCCAUUUUACGAUGAGGUAAAGUUAAAUUCGGAAAACGUAGGAGGGUUGGGUUUGCCAGACAUGGCAUAUUACCUAAAGUUUGUCGAGAUUAAAUAUCUCAAAGGAAGUGUCAAUGAACUGAAGUUGCUAGCAGACUUGUUGAAGCAUGCCACGGUCUUGGAGAGAGUGGUAUUGUGCAGCUUUUCUACCAAGGAAGAACUGAAACAGAAAGAGAAAGAAAUGGAGAAAUUUUACGAGCUGCUUCUAACAUUUCCUAAAGCUUCUACAAACGUCAUGAUAUCAUACUCAGUUUCUGAGGUCACGACUUUUUCCACUGCUUGAUGACUGACCACGAAAUGAGACCCUAAAAAUACCAGAUUCCAGAUUUUUAUAUAGAUGAUAUCUCUUAAUUUCUUUGCCUUGGCUCUGGUAAUUUCUCAAUUAAGGCGAUUCGUGUUUCGAUAUACCUUCUGAAGUUCUAGUGCUGGUUGUUUAUUUGUCUAUGUCCAUAUAAAUCAGCAAUUCUAUAAACUGAAAAAGUGUAUCACUAGCUUCAAUUGUGUCUCGUACGUUUUCUGCAAAAAUGAAAAUUCUUAUUAUGUCAGUUCACAUA